AUGGAGUUUUCACCUUCAUCCGCGACUUCAGCGAAGACACCUCCUGUCCCGGAGCUUGGCCUCGAAUGCGGAGACCACCAGGAAGUAUCAGGGUGCGAAAAUCCCCGAGACUGGCCUCGUGCUAGGAGAUUUAUUUUUGUAGUCGGUGCUUGUAUUGCUCCGUUCGCUAUGAUCUACGGCAAUUCUAUUUAUGUUGCCAGUAUACCAGGAGUGAUUGAGAGGUUCGGAGUCUCAACCACUUUGGCCAUCUCGCCAAUUUCAUUUUACUGUCUGGGUCAGAUCAUCGGGCCCCCAAUCGCUGCGUCUUUCUCUGAAUUCUUUGGGCGGAAAUGGAUCAUGCGAAUAUCAAUCCCAAUGGCCCUGCUUUUCACCGCGCUAGGCGGGGCAGCAAAAAACUUCGAGACUUUAGUCAUAUAUCGGUUCCUGUCCAGUCUGGCUAUAUCUCCCGCAGGAACCGUUAGUGUGGGAAUCGUCAAUGAUCUCUGGGACGUCGCAUUGUCUAAAACCGGGACCUUGCUGGCCCUGACCGUUGCAUUGAUGAAUCUCCUUCCCGCCGCAAUUGGAUCCUCCACAGGAGCUGCUCUCGUCACGCUAACAGACGACUGGCGCUGGACCUUUUGGCUCAAUGCUAUUCUCCUUGGUGGCAUUGUGCUUCUGACCUUCCCUGUCCCGGAGACGUAUCACCUGUACCUUGCGAAGAAGCACAAUAAGAACAAGGGCGCCUCCGUUUCUCCGAUUAACUACAAGAGAACCCUACGCAUGGCUUUCACUCGUCCACUGUAUAUGCUCCUGAUCGAGCCCGUCGUGUUGCCCACGUCCCUUGCUUGUGCCAUCCUUCAGGCUAUCCUAUUCUGCUGGUACAUUGCUUACCCGGUAAUAUUCAAACGUGUCUAUCAAUUUACCGAGAAAGAGCAAGGGCUCGCAUUUCUUCCUAUUCUGGGUGGUAAUAUACUCGGCGUCCUUGUCAUCGGUAUCUGCGACAAGCUGAAGUAUCAGAAAGCACGGGAGGCUGCCAUAAAAACGGACACCAAAGUUGAGCCUGAACUGAGGCUUAUCGCAGCUUGUAUUGGUAGCGUUACUGCACCUGUCUCAAUUUUCUGCAAUCUUCUAACAUUACUACAAUCAGGCUUGCAUGGACUGCACGACCGGAAAUUACAUUGGAUUGCUCCAAUGUUGUCAGGUGUCCUCUUCGGGAUUAGCCAUGCCACUGUUGCCAUGUCAUAUACCGUAUACAAAAAUGACAUCUACGGCGCAGAGUACGGUGCAUCCGCCUUCGCCGGAGAAGUGAUGCUUCGAUAUGUUCUUUCCGCUGCUACGCCCCUGUUCUGGGUGCAAGCCAUGGAGAGGUUGCGUAUCAAUUGGUCGACCUCACUUCUCGGGUUUAUUUCUCUUACACUCGUCCCCGUUCCGUGGGUGCUGAUUCAGUAUGGCCCGUAUCUAAGAUCGAAAAGUAAGUAUAUUCCUGUUGGGUUGGACCCACGUAGGUAG
Molecule: messenger RNA, 1488 nt
Organism: Penicillium egyptiacum
Lineage: Eukaryota; Fungi; Ascomycota; Eurotiomycetes; Eurotiales; Aspergillaceae
Source: the annotation of a GenBank genome assembly